Brassicogethes aeneus is the source of this 2140-nucleotide messenger RNA. Lineage: Eukaryota; Metazoa; Arthropoda; Insecta; Coleoptera; Nitidulidae. The record is from the annotation of a GenBank genome assembly.
CGUCGCUAAACGUCAAAAAAAGUUAACCUCAAAAUGCUCCGAAAGAUGUAAACAAAAAGCGAAUACGCUUUACGAAGAUGAAAUCUGAUAAUUACUACACCCCCUAUUGGAUUUUAGUAGCCUUAAGGAUAUUCUUCGUGUUUAUACCGCAGGUUGGUUACAUACACCCGGACGAGUUUUUUCAGUCGGUGGAAAUUUUUGUUGGGAAGAUAUUUGACGUUGAGUACAGUCCACCAUGGGAAUUCAACACGACUCAGCCUAUAAGGAGCAUGGCGGUGCCAUAUUUUACUGUUGGAUUGUCGUACCAACUUCUAAAGAUUAUAAAUCCGCUUGCAGUGCAGUUUUUGGAUAUUAACAUAAUCUCGCCGUAUUUUUUACUCAUAUUUCCCCGAUUAUUCAUGUGUUUGUUGUCGUUUACAGUAGAUGUGUGCCUGUACAAAAUUUGCACUAAUAAUAACGAAAAGUAUCAGACCAAGUUGUUUGUGCUUGCUAGUUCUUACAUAAUGAUUGUUUUUGGCACCAGGACAUUCUCAAACACCAUAGAAUUAGUACUGUUAGCUGUCUUAAUGUACUUUGUUUGUGAGAGUUUAACAUUCUCGAAUAUUUUGAUAAAAAAGAAGGAAUAUCUCAUUUUUCGCUAUGAAAACAGCCAGAAUCUCGUCGAAAGAGUGAAAUUUCAUAAGUUGAGAUUAAUUUUGGAGAGCGAUAACUACAGGAAUGGCUUUUUUAUUAGCACUGUGUCAGUUCUGGGUUUUUUUAACAGACCAACAUUCUUGGCGUUCGCUAUAUUUCCAAUAUUUUUCUGGCUAUAUCGCGGCAUAGGCAGCAAAUGCGUCAUGUCAUUGCAGUUCCACUUACGCAUAUUGGCUUUGAUUAUUUUUGCCAUACCAACCAUUUUAAUUGUCAUUGUUAUUGACAGCUUCUUUUACGGUUUUUUGACUUGGGGAGAGCUGGGUAUGCUCGAUAUGAGCAUCAAUAGUUUUGUUUUUACCCCACUAAAUUUUUUGAAAUACAAUUUGGAUUCCGAUAAUUUGGCCUUGCAUGGAAUACAUCCCAAGUUUUUACACGUCGCCGUUAAUAUACCCCUACUAUUUAAUUCUUUGGGUAUAUAUGCAAUAGUUUCCAUAAUCAACUACUGUUACAUGAUUUACCAGUGUAAGUUCCACUUACUACCAUCAGUAAGAAGUAUAAAAGGCCUUAUGACGCUCUCCAUAUUAGCCCCAAUAAUAAUUUUAUCUUUGUUCCCCCACCAGGAACCGCGCUUUUUGAUACCACUAAUUCUACCUCUGUGUUACUUGCACGGAAAUUCAGUAUUUCCCGAGCAGGACAAUGUAAUAGUGGAACACGAUAAAAACUCUUUUAAAUCAACCAACACCGCAAAAUCCGAGAAUCGGCUUUUGAUCAAAUUGUGGAUCCUCUACAAUCUCAGCUUGUUUAUGUUGUUUGGGUUUAUACACCAAGGAGGGGUAUAUUUGGCAACCUCUUACUUACACAAAGAUCUAAAAAUGCAUAGUCUAUCAACGGAAUACCACAUAGUUACCAGUCAUAUUUACUCCCUACCGGAAUCUUUCCUAUUGCAAAAACCAAGCGAUAAAUUAUACAAGGUAAAAAAUAAGACUUUCUCUUAUAAUAAGCGAGUCUUCCUGUACGAAGAAGGCUCGAAAAAUGUGUCGUACCUAGUCGAUAAGCUACAAAAUAUCAUCGAUAUUAAUAAGGAUCUCGCUAAAACCAAACCAAAGAGAUACAAACUCUUGGUGUUAAUUUCCAGAAGUGUCAUCGACGACUUUUUAACCAUAGCCAAAACCAAACACCUAAACGUCUACAAAAUAAAGACUUUUCAUCCACAUUUCAGCACUGAAACCCUGCAUAUGUUUACAGAUUACUGCUUAGAUUUUAUGAACAUUUACAUGUUCAAUUGCAUCCCUUUGUCGUACAAUGAGUAUUUCAAGAAAAUCGUUUCGUUAGUCGGACUUAAUUUGUAUCAAAUCACACAAUUUAAUUAGUAUUGGCGGUUUGUUUUAUGUAUGUAUAUUAUAUAUAAGCAAUAAACACCUAUGUGAAUCUCUGGAUAUUUGUGAAUUUAUUAAGUUUUUGUAUAUAAUUUUACACAUUCCAUUUUGAAUAAAUUUUUUUAUACACU